Acanthisitta chloris (rifleman) is the source of this 2165-nucleotide messenger RNA. RefSeq names its product aryl hydrocarbon receptor nuclear translocator-like 2 (gene BMAL2). NCBI's taxonomy places the organism in Eukaryota, Metazoa, Chordata, Aves, Passeriformes, Acanthisittidae. Bases 45 to 1805 code for a protein of 586 amino acids. The transcript is spliced from 16 exons. Gene Ontology annotation, cellular component: aryl hydrocarbon receptor complex; transcription regulator complex; cytoplasm. Gene Ontology annotation, molecular function: RNA polymerase II cis-regulatory region sequence-specific DNA binding; DNA-binding transcription factor activity, RNA polymerase II-specific; protein dimerization activity. The record is from RefSeq and is a predicted model, not a curated record. Gene Ontology annotation, biological process: regulation of transcription by RNA polymerase II.
CAGUAGAUGGAAACACCUGUGUUGCCUCUGGAGUCUCCAGCCUCAUGAAUCCAAUAACCAAUCCUGCCACCUCCACUUCCUUCAAUGCUGCUGUGCCUGAGAUUCCAAGGAAGCGCAAAGGAAGUGACUCUGAUAACCAGGACACAGUUGAAGUUGAUGGUGAUCCUCAGAAAAGGAGUGAAGAUGAAGAACCUGUUAAAAUAAAGGAUUUCAGAGAGGCUCACAGUCAGACAGAGAAACGAAGAAGAGACAAAAUGAAUAAUUUGAUAGAGGAAUUGUCUGCUAUGAUCCCUCAGUGCAAUCCCAUGGCCCGAAAGCUGGACAAACUCACAGUGUUAAGGAUGGCUGUGCAGCACCUGAAAUCCUUAAAAGGUUCUAGCAGCUCCUACACGGAAGUUCGGUAUAAACCUUCAUUUUUAAAGGACAAUGAACUCCGACAGUUAAUCCUUAGGGCUGCAGAUGGAUUCCUGUUUGUGGUUGGAUGCAACAGAGGAAAAAUUCUGUUCGUCUCUGAAUCGGUUUGCAAAAUACUGAACUAUGAUCAGGCUAGUUUGAUUGGACAAAGCUUGUUUGAUUACCUCCAUCCAAAAGAUGUUGCAAAAGUGAAGGAGCAACUUUCUUCAUCAGAUGUAUCACCUAGGGAGAAGCUCAUAGAUGGAAAAACUGGCUUGCGAGUACACACAGAUUUCCAAGCUGGACCAGCUCGGCUGAACUCUGGUGCUCGGCGUUCCUUCUUCUGUCGGAUCAAGUGCAGUAGGACCACAGUCAAAGAAGAGAAGGAUUGCUUGCCCAACCCAAAGAAGAAAGAUCACAAGAAAUACUGUACCAUUCACUGUACUGGGUACUUGAAGAACUGGCCUCCUAAUGAGGUGGGAGUAGAAGAGGAAAAUGAUGUAGAAAAGGACAGUGGUAACUUUAACUGUCUUGUUGCAAUUGGGAGGUUACAUCCUUAUGUUGUUCCACAAAAGAGUGGAGAGAUAAAAGUCAAAGCAACAGAGUUUGUUACACGAUUUGCCAUGGAUGGAAAGUUUGUUUAUGUUGAUCAGCGCGCAACAGCAAUUUUAGGGUAUCUGCCACAAGAGCUUCUAGGAACUUCUUGUUACGAGUACUGCCACCAGGAUGAUCACAAUCAUCUAGCUGAAAAGCAUAAAGAAGUGUUGCAGAAUAAAGAAAAAGUAUUUACAAAUUCCUACAAAUUUAGAGCAAAAGAUGGGACUUUUGUUACUUUAAAGAGUCAGUGGUUUAGUUUCAUGAACCCAUGGACCAAAGAGCUGGAGUACAUUGUAUCAAACAACACUGUGGUAUUAGGUCACAAGGAGUCAGCUGAAGAUGAUGUCCUCUACAGCUCCCAGCCUGCAGAAGAUGCUGCAAAACAGUCUCUAGUAAGUGUACCUGGAAUGUCCUCUGGAACAGUUCUUGGUGCUGGAAGUAUAGGAACUGAAAUUGCAAAUGAAAUAUUAGAAUUGCAAAGGUUGCGUUCUUCACCAUCUGGAGAGUUAAGUCCAUCACAUCUCUUGAGAAAGUCACCUUCUCCAGCUUUAACUGUGAACUGCAGCGAUGUGCCAAAUAAAGAGUUGAUUCAGUUAUGUCCUUCAGAAGCAGAAGUUCUAGAGAACCCAGAACAAACCCAGGGUGCUAUUCCCUUCCCCAGUAACGAACCUCUCCUCAGUGGUAAUUCUCAGCUGGACUUUGAUGCAAUAUGUGAAAAUGAUGACAGUGCUAUGACAGCCCUCAUGAAUUACCUGGAGGCUGAUGGAGGACUUGGAGAUCCAGCUGACCUCGGUGAUAUCCCGUGGGCUCUCUAGUUUUGCUUUUUGAAAGCAAGAAGGAAUGUAAAACCUGUAAUGCACAACAACAAUAUAUCCUCAGUACUGUAUUAUAGUUUUUUAAUGCUUCAUUUGAGUUCAUACUUACUGUCUAGAUAUUUUUAAAGACUGAAGCCUUGUUCAGAGAGAGACAACUUCUGCUGCACCUAUGGAAAAAUGCAAUACUUUUUUCAUGAUGGGGAGACCUUGGAAUUUUAAUAUUGAACCAUCUGUAACUGGAAUGCUUAGAACACACUAGUAUAUUUUUGCUAGGGAGCUUUAACCAAAAGGUACUGUACAAUGUACAGGAGUAGUUUUUCUUAGUUUUAAUACUCAAACUUAUUUAUUGUUUUUUGUUUC